GUCGUUGCCACGUUCUCAGACUACCUGAAGCGCUAUCGAGGCAAGAAGUUGGCUUUUCGUAUCAUUAAACACCAACAGAUGCAGAACGAGCUACGUGAGAUCCACGACGACAUUGAUUUGGUCUUGGAGGAGCUGAAUCUUGCCAAAAACAUAGACUGGAAGCUGCAGUCCGAAGGUGACCAGCGCACUCAGCACAAGCUGCUGAAGACGAUGGCCCAAGACUUUUUCGCGGUUAAGCUGGAGCUGCAGCAAACACGGUCCCAGCUGGAAGCCAUACUCACUCUUCAGUUCGAA
This is a messenger RNA of Phytophthora sojae, 294 nucleotides long. RefSeq lists its product as hypothetical. Lineage: Eukaryota; Oomycota; Peronosporomycetes; Peronosporales; Peronosporaceae. The annotation marks the transcript as partial. The record is from RefSeq and is a predicted model, not a curated record. The transcript has a single exon.